Octodon degus (degu) is the source of this 760-nucleotide messenger RNA. It is a transcript of the gene Jtb, whose product is annotated as jumping translocation breakpoint. Gene Ontology annotation, biological process: mitotic cytokinesis. Gene Ontology annotation, cellular component: cytoplasm; midbody; spindle. The coding region runs from base 64 to 636 and encodes 190 amino acids. The record is from RefSeq and is a predicted model, not a curated record. The transcript has 6 exons. Lineage: Eukaryota; Metazoa; Chordata; Mammalia; Rodentia; Octodontidae.
CAGUUCCACUGAGGAAGACUACAAGUCCCAGCGGGCCACGUCCCAGAAUUCUCCGCGGGCAAGAUGGCUGCGCGGAGUAUGGCCGCUGAGACAACCCCGGAAUUUCGCCGCCCUGGGCUGGAACUUCCGGCAGGGCUGCAGAGUAAGCUCUACCCCAGCUGCUCGUGUGCUGACAGGUGCGACCCUGACCACUCCAUGCCUGCGAGCACCGGGAGGCGGGGCCUCGCCCGGGGCCACCACCUUUGCUGGUUGCUGUGCGCUGUCACCUUCAGGCUCUGCCAGGCAGAAGCUCCCGUUCGGGAAGAAAAACUGUCGGUGAGCACCUCUACUUUGCCUUGCUGGCUGGUGGAAGAGUUCGUGGUGGCAGAAGAGUGCGCUCCGUGUUCUACUUUCCAGGCUAAAACAAUCCCCAAGUGUGGUUCUACAGGAUACAUAGAGAAAAUCACAUGCAGUACAUCUAAGCGGAAUGAGUUUAAAAGCUGCCGUUCAGCUUUAAUGGAACAGCGCUUAUUCUGGAAAUUUGAAGGAACUGUAGUGGGUGUGGCCUUAAUCUUUGCUUGCCUUGUCAUCAUUCGUCAGCGACAACUGGACAGAAAGGCUCUGGAAAAGGUCCGGAAACAAAUUGAAUCCAUAUAACUGUACCACCUUUCAUCCUGCGUUUUACAGACCAUGGCUCAGCAUAAAAGAUGGAAUGGACAGCUUUAUGCCCUUGCUUCUUUGGAGUCUGUGGUGAUACACCCUUUCCUCUUCACAUCACACA